This is a messenger RNA of Eurytemora carolleeae, 741 nucleotides long. RefSeq names its product collagen alpha-1(IV) chain-like. Gene Ontology annotation, biological process: angiogenesis; endothelial cell morphogenesis. The record is from RefSeq and is a predicted model, not a curated record. The coding region runs from base 1 to 741 and encodes 246 amino acids. The transcript is spliced from 3 exons. Lineage: Eukaryota; Metazoa; Arthropoda; Copepoda; Calanoida; Temoridae.
AUGGAAACCAGAGAUACCAGGAUACAAGGAAUUCCAGAAUACCAGGGAAACCAGGGAUAUCAGAGAAAACAGGGAUACCAAGGAAACCAAAGGAACGGUCAAGGGAAACUAAAGGUACUACGAAUACAGAAGAACCAGGGUAAGAUAAGAAGAACCAGAGGAAUUAAGAAUUACCAAGGAUACCAGGGAACUCCCAGGAACCAAAGAAACCAGAGAAACCCGGAACACCAGGGUAACCAGGGAAACCAGGGAAACCAGGGAAACCAGGAAAAAUCAGGAAAACCAGGGAAAACAGGGAAACCAGGAAAACCAGGGAAACCAUGGGAACCAGAGGAAACAGGGAAACCAGGAACACUAGGGAAACCAGAGAAAACAAGAACACCAGGGACGUCAGGGGAACUGGGGGAACCAGGAAUAUCAGAGGAACCAGGGGAAACCAGGGGAACCAGCGGAACUUGGAAACCAGGGGAACCAGAGAAACCAGGAAAACCAGGAAAACCAGGAAAACCAGAAACAGCAGAGAAACUAGGAAAACCGGGGAUGCCAGGAAACUUAAAGGAAUCAGGAGAAGCAGAGAAACAAGCGAAACUAGAGAAACAAGAGACACCAGGGAAACCAGGGAAACCAAAGGAACUAGUGCAACCAGGGGAACUAGGGAAACCAGGGAAACAGGGGAAUCAAGGGAACCAGGGGAACCAGGGAUACCAGGGGAAUCAUGGAAAUCAGGGAAAAUUUAAGUAA